This is a messenger RNA of Vombatus ursinus (common wombat), 642 nucleotides long. It is a transcript of the gene GSC2, whose product is annotated as goosecoid homeobox 2. Gene Ontology annotation, biological process: regulation of transcription by RNA polymerase II. Gene Ontology annotation, molecular function: RNA polymerase II cis-regulatory region sequence-specific DNA binding; DNA-binding transcription factor activity, RNA polymerase II-specific. The transcript is spliced from 3 exons. The record is from RefSeq and is a predicted model, not a curated record. Gene Ontology annotation, cellular component: nucleus. Bases 1 to 642 code for a protein of 213 amino acids. Lineage: Eukaryota; Metazoa; Chordata; Mammalia; Diprotodontia; Vombatidae.
AUGGCAUUGGCUGGCAGGGCUGUCCCAGGCCGGGGGAGCCUCAGAAGGCCGUGUCCCUUCAGCAUCGACCACAUCUUGUCCAGCCCUCCCCCGCCAGCCUUGCCCGCCUUUGGCCCACAGACCCAGGUCAAGAGUCCUGAGCCACCCAGGGGGUCCCACUCUCCUGCAGCCCUGCCUGAGGACCCUGAGGAGCUGGGGGAGCCAGGCCCAGCAACCUGUGGCAUCUGCUGUUGCUGUGCUCACCAUGCCAGCCCCCACGGUCUGCAGGAGCCUGCUGUCUGGCUGGACUCCAGGUUUCCUUGGCCAUUGAGGCUGCUUCCUGCUACAGGCCGCAUGUGCAAGGGGUCCCAGGGACCCCCAGCUGGGACCCUGCCCUCAUUCCAGCCCCUGCAAAGAAGAACCCGGAGGCACCGAACCAUCUUCAGCGAGGAGCAGUUGCAGGCCCUGGAGGCCUUGUUCCUGCAGAACCAGUACCCAGAUGUGGUGGCCCGGGAACAUCUGGCUAACCGCAUCCACCUCAAGGAAGAGCGUGUGGAGGUCUGGUUUAAAAACCGUCGGGCCAAGUGGCGGCAUCAGAAGCGGGCGUCAGCCUCAGCCCUCAUCCUACAAAGUACUAAGAAGGCUCCCAAGGAGAGCUGCUGA